Messenger RNA from Anopheles stephensi (Asian malaria mosquito), 1976 nucleotides. Its product is annotated as ATPase WRNIP1-like. Gene Ontology annotation, cellular component: nucleus. Gene Ontology annotation, biological process: DNA repair; DNA-templated DNA replication; regulation of DNA repair. Lineage: Eukaryota; Metazoa; Arthropoda; Insecta; Diptera; Culicidae. Gene Ontology annotation, molecular function: ATP hydrolysis activity; ATP binding; DNA binding. The record is from RefSeq and is a predicted model, not a curated record. The transcript is spliced from 3 exons. The coding region runs from base 146 to 1921 and encodes 591 amino acids.
GCGGCCCAACUGACAUUUCGUUGCAAAGCCAAGAUUUGCGCAUUGUUUGUGUUUCCGCGAAACAUGACAAACCGCGUUCGUUCCUGCUUGCCGCCGAUUUUUUUCAAAAUAAAAGCAAGUGGUGGUGUAGAGCUUGUGAUGCAAAAUGGCACACGUUCUCCAUGAGCUCGACGAUGCACAACCCUCGACCAGCAUUCCCAAAACGGUUUGCCCGGUGUGCGAUAAAUGGAUCCCGAAGGCCGAGAUCGAACAGCACGUAGAUGAUUGUCUUAACCAGAGUGAACACGCCGAAGAACAACCGACAUCCAGCACCGUAAAUGACGGCACCACAAGUUCCAAAACACCGACCACCGAAACAACACGCACGCGGCAACCUGUUGACGGGAAAGCGAGACGCAACUUUAGCAUUUUUGAACGCAGCCCAAAACCAGCUAAGCGGGCACGCAACGACGAUGCAUCACCCCACCCACCUAACCACACAGUAUCGAGCGCCGUAAUAGACAUACAUUCCGACGGUGAAGAAGAGCAAACGGCUGCAGAGCAGCAAAGCGCGAAGAAGUCGAGAACCGCUCCGACGCAGACAAAAGCACCACCCCAAAGCAAACAACCGUUACCACCACUCGCCGAGCUGAUGCGCCCAACGGAAAUCGAACACUACGUCGGGCAGGAUCAAAUAAUCGGCCGGAACACAAUCCUUCGCAAACUGCUCGAUAGCGGCACCAUACCGAGCCUGAUACUGUGGGGCCCGCCGGGCUGUGGUAAAACGACACUGGCGAACAUUAUUGCCGGUCGCUGCAAGCGCGAUACAGCCACGUUACGAUUUGUGAAGCUUUCCGCCACGAUGGCGGGUGUGGCAGAGGUGAAGGAGGUGGUAAAGGCCGCCAAAGCCGAUCUCAAGUACAACCGGCGUACGAUGCUGUUUAUGGACGAGAUACAUCGGUUUAACAAGCUGCAGCAGGACAUCUUUCUGCCGCACGUAGAAUCCGGCACGAUCACGCUGAUCGGUGCGACGACGGAAAAUCCAUCGUUCAGCCUUAACUCGGCCCUGCUCAGCCGGUGCCGGGUGAUCGUGCUGGAGAAGCAUACGGUGGACAGCAUGAUGCAGAUACUGACCCGUGCGCUGCCCGAGUACGAAACCGUCAUGGUACCGGAGUGCGUGAACAAUAAUGUGGAUAAGGUGCCCGACUUUAGCAAGCUGCCGUUCAUCCCACGCACGAUAAUCCACGAGGAAACGGUGCGCUGGCUCGCGGAAACCUGCGACGGAGAUGCCCGUAUCGGACUGAACAGUUUGCAGCUAGCUCUGUCCGGUGGUGCUGCCGAACCGUUGAACGGCAGUAACGCUUACGAUCCACCGAAAACCGUCACGCUGCAGGACGUCCGCGAGGGUAUAAAGAAAUCGCACCUACUGUACGAUCGUAAAGGCGACCAACACUACGACAUCGUAUCCGCCCUGCACAAAUCCAUCCGCGCUUCGGACGAUAAUGCGGCCCUGUACUGGGCGACGCGUAUGAUCGCGUCCGGCGAAGAUCCACGCUACAUCUGCCGCCGGAUGAUACGCAUGGCGAGCGAGGACAUCGGUCUGGCGGACACGAAUGCGCUGCAGGUAGCGACCGCAACGCUGACCGCCGUGCAGUCGGUCGGUUUGCCGGAAGCGGACUGCAUCAUUGCGCACUGUGCCGUCUACCUGGCCCGCGCACCGAAAAGCCGCCAACUGUACGAUGCGUACCGUCGCUGCCGGGUGUCGAUCGACGAAUGGCGGCGAGGGCCGAUGCCGGCCGUGCCGCUCCAUCUGCGCAAUGCACCGACGAAGCUGAUGAAGGAUCUGCAGUACGGUGCGGGUUACAACUUGCUGCACAAGGAUCAGUCCGGCUUGAGCUACAUGCCGGAAGGAUUGGAGGACGAGAACUACUUUUCGGAAUAGGAAGAGCGGCAGUGGCAUUGAAGAAUGAGUAAAUAAACCGAGUUUUCCUUCUUAA